Molecule: messenger RNA, 2933 nt
Organism: Quercus lobata
Lineage: Eukaryota; Viridiplantae; Streptophyta; Magnoliopsida; Fagales; Fagaceae
Product: proteinaceous RNase P 1, chloroplastic/mitochondrial-like
Exons: 8
Coding region: 39-2552 (837 amino acids)
Biological process (GO): tRNA 5'-leader removal
Molecular function (GO): ribonuclease P activity; protein binding
Source: RefSeq, a predicted model, not a curated record
UAUAUCAACAUGUUAGCGAGCUCCUCCAACGGCCACAAAUGGUCUCCUUUACCUUCAACACACUACAGCAAAAGCACUUCUUCUCGGUCACUCUCUUUAGAGCACAUGUUAGUCACACGGAAACAAAGGUGUCUAUCACGGACCACACUUUAACAAAAACCAUGAAUUUAAGAACUACUAAAGAAAAUGUUGCUGGGUUUUCUUCUAUGAGGGAUAUGGAUGAACGAACACAAAGAAAAUCUUUGAAAAAUCUUGGUGGUGGUUCAGUGGUGGAAAAGACAGAAAGGAAAUUAACGAAAGAUAAAAACAGAAGGAAAAACUUGGGUUUUAGAAGAAGCAAGGAAAUGGGUUCUGGGAAGUUUUCUCUAAGGACUAGAGAUGAGAAUAUGAUGGUAUAUUCUUUGGAGAGUGUGUGUAGUUCAGUGUUUAAUGAGAAGAUGGAGAAGAAACCCAGAAAAGUUGAUGGUAAUCAGGUAGGGAAGGAAGAUAAGGCGAAGGGCUCUAAAAAAAAUAAGGAUGAAUCUUCUGAAGUUCCGUUGAGGCUUGCAUUGGAUAUGUGUUCGAAAAGAGGGGAUGUCUUGGGUGCAAUUCAAUUGUAUGAUAAGGCACUUAAAGAAGGAAUUAGGCUAAGACAGUACCAUUAUACUGUCCUAUUGUAUCUUUGUUCUUCUGCGGCUAGGGGUGUUAUUCAUCCUGCUAAAAGUGGGAGUGCUAGUAGGAUUUUAAAUCCAUUGGACUCGUCUAAUGGAGUUUCUAAUUUGAAUAAUAUUCUGGUUUCAAACGAGCAGCUAGUUGAUUUUGGUAGAAUUGAUGGAACUCCAGGUAAAUUGGAGUUGAAUUCUAGUAGUAACUUUCAAGAUUUUAGUAGUACUUCGAAUGAAAAGAACUUAAGCAGCUUUUCUAAUGGCUUUAAAAAGUCAACUUCUCAGCUUUUGCAUAAACCAAAUUCUCCAAUAAAGGAUGUGGAUGACUUUUCAAACACAAAAGAUGACCAAGAAGAACAUAAAAUUCAGGUUGGUGAAGAUUUCAAGAAGUAUGCACUUCAAAGGGGAUUUGAGGUAUAUGAGAAGAUGUGUUCUGAUAAUGUCCCAAUGAAUGAAGCAGCAUUGACAUCUGUAGCAAGAAUGGCAGUGUCAAUGGGUAAUGGUGACCUGGCAUUUGAUAUGGUGAAGCAAAUGAAGCCGUUGGGGAUAAAUCCAAGAUUGCGUUCUUAUGGUCCUGCUCUAUCUUAUUUUUGCGAUAUUGGUGAUAUUGAAAAAGCAUUUGCUGUUGAGAAACACAUGUUGGAGCAUGGUGUCCAUCCAGAAGAGCCUGAAUUGUUGGCACUCCUAAGAGUAAGUGUAGGAGCUGGUAAAGGUGACAAGGUGUACUAUUUGUUGCAUAAACUAAGAACAAGCUUACGGAAGGUCUCAUCCACUACUGCAGAUUUGAUUGUUAAAUGGUUUAAUAGCAAGGCAGCUUCAAGAGUGGGGAAAACAAAAUGGGAUACAAGUUUGAUAAAGGAAGCAAUUGAAAAUGGAGGUGGAGGCUGGCAUGGACAGGGUUGGUUGGGGAAAGGAAGGUGGAAUGUUUCAUAUACUACUGUUGGAACUGAUGGUUUGUGUAAUUGCUGUGGGGAGAGAUUGGCGCUGAUUGACCUCGAUCCUAAAGAAACAGAGAAUUUUGCUGAGUCAGUUGCAUCUAUAGCUAUAAAAAAAGAGAAAAAUUCAAGCUUUCAGAAAUUUCAAAAAUGGCUUGACUAUUAUGGACCUUUUGAAGCAGUGGUAGAUGCAGCUAAUGUAGGUAUUUAUAACCAGAAGAGAUUUGUACCAUCCAAGGUCAGUGCUGUUGUUAAUGGAAUACGUCAGAAAUUUCCUUCAAAGAAAUGGCCUCUCAUAGUUUUGCAUAACAAGCGUAUAACCGGAUGUAAGAUGGAUGCACCAGUAAAUAAGGCCUUGAUCGAGAAGUGGAAAAAUGCUGAUGCACUCUAUGCGACGCCCACUGGUUCAAAUGAUGAUUGGUACUGGUUGUAUGCAGCUAUAAAGUUUAAGUGCUUAAUUGUGACCAAUGACGAGAUGAGAGACCAUACAUUUCAACUUCUAGGAAAUGAUUUCUUCCCAAAAUGGAAGGAGAGGCACCAAGUGCAUUUCAGUUUUUCUGAUUCUGGUCCAGUCUUUCACAUGCCUUCUUCUUGCUCUGUUUUAAUUCAGGAAUCUGAUCAAGGAUACUGGCAUGUUCCAGUUGUAUCAGAAUGUGAUUAUGAAGUCGAAAGAACAUGGCUAUGUAUUACACGUGCUAAAUUAAGUGCAGCAAGGAAAGAUUCCGUCACAAGUCCUGAAGAAUCACAAUCUCUUCAGUGUAAGAAGGGGCACUCAAGGUCAUCUGCUGAAACCGAAGUAAAGUCACAACCGAAUCAUGCAAACCAUGAAAAUGCUAAAAGUCAAUCUCAGGAAAUCUACAAAAAUCUCAGAGAUAUUCUGUCAGUUUCUUUGUGCUCAAAUCGUCAAACAAUACUACCACAGCUUGAGGCUGCAGAGAUGUUUGGUAACUGUAUAAUUGAUUUUCAAAUAUAAACAUAUGGCUGUCUUGUUGGGGACCUGAAAUGAUGCUGUGGAGAAACAAACCCCAAACGGAGAUUUCCUUGAUCUGUUAUGUGGCUCAUGCAGCUGGCUGUAUUGUUUAAAGCACAUAAAGGUCUGCAGUACAGAUUUUUUUUUUUGGCUGCAGCUGAUGUUAAAUGUGCUUCAUCAUGUUUUUUUGGCCAUCAAAAGUUUUGGAGUAAUACUUUUUUGAGUUGUCAUUUCCUCUUUCUGGGGCUUCUUUCAGGUUGGUUGGGGACUUGGGGAGGUGGCAAUUCGUGCAGGGUGUAAUCUUGUACCUUCUUUCUGUAUAUUCAUUUGAUACAUUUGCUCAUAUAAAAUAGAUUUUGCUAAGCAUUAAUAAAUUAAAGAUUA